AUGUUUCAGCUUUCGUUCUUUUCUUCAUUGCUUUUCAUUACUUUAAUAAAUGAUCUCCGUCCAAAAUUGCAUGACACAGCUUCCUACUCCACCUUUUACAUUUUCCAGCAGAAAAAAACGGCCUACACACACUUCCCCUCUACUCCCACUAUUAAUUCUCACCGUCACUCUAGUUAUCGUUCUCCUCCGACUUCUACCCAUUGCUUGCUGUUGUUUCCUAUCUAUUUUUCUUCUCUUCCUACACCUCCUUCUAAGUACGGCGUUCAUUUUCCUUAUAUAAUUGAAACAAAUAUACAAACUGUAACCCCAACCUUUUUUUUUUUUCACUUUCUCUCCCUCUCUCUCUCUCUCUCUCUCUCUCUCUCUGUUCUGUACUUUCUAUCUAAGUCUGUUCUUUAUCUAUCUAUCUAUCUCAGUUCUUUAUCUAUCUAUCUAUCUUUCUAUCUGUCUGUUCUUUAUCUAAGUCUGUACUUUAUCUGUCUAUCUAUCUAUCUAUCUAUCUAUCUAUCUAUCUAUCUAUCUAUCUCAGUCCUUUCAACAUAUCUCCUCCUCGUACAUUCCGACGUUACAAUAUACAGGCUAUAUACGCCUAUACAUCUGUAA
This is a messenger RNA of Acanthosepion pharaonis, 603 nucleotides long. Lineage: Eukaryota; Metazoa; Mollusca; Cephalopoda; Sepiida; Sepiidae. The record is from the annotation of a GenBank genome assembly.